This is a messenger RNA of Lepisosteus oculatus (spotted gar), 3480 nucleotides long. RefSeq names its product cAMP responsive element binding protein 3-like 1 (gene creb3l1). The record is from RefSeq and is a predicted model, not a curated record. NCBI's taxonomy places the organism in Eukaryota, Metazoa, Chordata, Actinopteri, Semionotiformes, Lepisosteidae. Gene Ontology annotation, biological process: regulation of transcription by RNA polymerase II. Gene Ontology annotation, molecular function: DNA-binding transcription factor activity, RNA polymerase II-specific; cAMP response element binding.
UGGAUGAAACACAUUUGACAGAACCCAUAUAGAACUCGUUCUCUAGCAUACAGGGUUUUAACCCAGCAUUUUUUUAGAAGAAAAAGAGCGAAUUCAAUUGAGAACUGCAAACAGUUCAUUUGCAAACGGCAUUAUUUCACUUCAGUUCUACAACUCAGCUCGAGUUAGGGAGACAACGCAACUUCUUACAUCUCCGUAUCUUUAGCCAACAACUUAGAUUUUGAAAAGUUUGCAUCCAUUUAUUCUGAUCUCUUUCUCCCUCAACUAAUAUCGAAACCACCGUUGUUAAAAUGGACACCAUCCUAGACAACUUCACCUCCGAGAAACUUUUCCCUAACUCCAAUCUCUUGGAUUUAGAAGAUCUGAAUGAAGCCGACUUCCUCAGUAACGUGCACUUCAACGAGAACAUGGAGGACUUCUCCAACGAGCUCUUCAGCAGCUUUUUCGACGAUCACCUGCUUGCGGAGAAAAACCCCCUGCUGGAUAUGGAGAUGGACCCCCCCACACCUGACAUCCAGGCUGAGCACAGCUACUCGCUGAGCGGGGACUCUGCGCCACAGAGCCCCUCUCUCCCCAUCAAGAUGGACGAGGGGGGAAAAGAUUCCGAUGGGAGUAUCUGGUCCUUCGGUCAUGACCUGACUGCCAUCCUGGUGAAGCAGGAGCCAAACCUGCUGGCUGAACCAGCCCCGUCCCCCCUCAUGGGCAACCCCCCGCAGCCACUGAACUUAGCCCCCCCGCCCAGAGAGAGCCCCCCGGAGGACAUGGCUCCAAAAGCUCUGAGUCCCCUGCCACCUAUAAAAGCUGAGCCCAGAGAUGUUAACCAGUUCCUCAACGUUCCAUCAGAUGAGCAGUUGCAGCUGCCGCCCACUCCUCCCAGCAGCCACGGCAGCGACAGCGACGGUUCCCAGAGCCCCCGCUCCCUGCCCCCCUCCAGCCCGGCGCGCCUGCCCCCCCGCGCCUCCACCGCCAUCUCCUCCUCGCCCCUCCUCACCGCCCCCCACAAGCUGCAGGGAACCUCAGGACCCCUGAUGCUGACAGAGGAAGAGAAGCGCACCCUCAUCGCGGAGGGCUACCCUGUGCCCAACAAACUGCCCCUCACCAAGGCUGAGGAGAAGGCACUGAAGAGGGUCAGGAGGAAGAUCAAGAACAAGAUUUCCGCUCAGGAGAGCAGGCGCAAGAAGAAGGAGUAUGUGGAGUGCCUAGAGAAGAAGGUGGAGACAUACACCUCGGAGAACAACGAGCUGUGGAAGAAAGUGGAAACGCUGGAGAGUGCCAACAGGUCUCUCCUCCAGCAGCUGCAGAAACUGCAGGUCCUGGUAGCUGGAAAGGUGCCCCGCUCUUGCAAAAUGGCUUCAACCCAAACAGGGACUUGCCUAAUGGUUGCUGUGCUGUGUUUUGUGCUGGUCCUGGGUUCCUUCAUGCCCUGCUUGCCCGAGUUCUCCUCGCUAUCCCAGACCGUGAAAUCCAACCCACUGGCCUCAGCAGAUGUGUACACCACCAGUCACAUUCGCUCACGAAGCCUCCUGUUCUACGACGAGGGCUCCCCACUGGAGGAUCGGUACGGCGCCUUCCUCAAGAUGGAGAACCCUGGCGACUGGGAGGGAGCGCCCCGAGACUUUCCCGACGAAGCGCCAGCCCGCAGUCCUCGGGCAGAGCACGAAACCACCAAGUACCUCAGCAAGGCUCACGUGGACAUGAUGGACUUCAACAGGACGGGCUCGGAGUUCAUUCACGAAAAAGAACAGUAUCACAAAAGGGCGGCGAAUCCUGAUGGCAACGCAGAAUACUUAUAACCUGUCGCGGGAGGGGGCUGCUCUCCGCAGCCUCGAUGGACGCCCGAUGGACAGGUCACAGCGGCCGGGAGGCUGGACGGCACCAGGCCAGCUCCAUACUGAGCUCAACAGUGCCCCAAGAGUGCCCAAAAGCCCCCCUGGCAUCUUUGUAAAACACUGUGCCAAAAACAAACAAAAAAAACGCUCCAGGUCCCACUCGGAGAGGGAAAGAGGGAUAAGGAAUAAGGCGAUGACUUACAGUACCAAUUUUUUUAUAGGAAGGGAAGUUUUUCUUGCAGUUGGAAAAUAAAUGUCAGGACUUUCGAAAUUGAUUUGGACAGAAGCGACUUUUUGCAUUCUAUCCUGUACUGUACCUCUGCUUUCUUCAUUUGCUUUGUCUACCUCUGCUGCGCUUGGAGAGAGUGGGAGUUUUUGUGGUAACUGUGCUGAAGAGGUGCUUGACAGAGCUUGUCAAUAUGUGGAUAAACACCACCGAAAAAAUCAAGGGUACUAGGGUACUUUGUGGAAAGCAGCGAGACAUAUAGAUUUCCACCCUAGGGAGUUGUGUGGUGGUGUUCCGAAUUCAGAACUUCAUUUGCUUGAAAAAAAGAUAUCAAAUCCAAAUUCACUGUGUGGUUCGAUAAAAACUAAUUGCACUGUGCUUCAGGACUGCUACAAACUUGAGAUUCCUUAAUAUACUCCAAAGAUUUGUACUUUAUCUGCAAAUUCACAUAUUUCUAAGUCUGGCCUCAUAUUUCCUCUUUCUUGAAAUUAUCCGGAUCUGGGGUUUGCAGAUUAUAGAGCUGUCAUUUAGUUUCACAUUGCAUGGUCUGGUUAUAUUGCUAAAUCCGUACGUAACUACUGUACUGUCUUUGUACUAGGAUACAAUUACUUCCAUUUUCAUUGACUCUAGCAUAUGUUACUACAGAUUAACAAGCUUUUAAAUUUAAGUGCCUUUCAAGCUCCUUUUCAGUACAGCUGUGUGCAUAAACUUUAUUUUUAGUUGCAAAUUUGAGGUAAUUACCCUCUCAAUUGCAUGUUCUUUUUGCUACUUUUUUUCUGGUUUUCAGUCAAAUAGAGGUAUUUGGUUUUGGCUGGGAGACAGGGGUAAAAUCUUGAAUUUUAAAUAUUUAAUGUUUCACCCACCAAAAACAAGCAGGCCAUUAUCUGUUGCAGGAAAAAAUGAGAGAAAGGAACUGGCUUUCAUUGUAAAUAAUAAUGACGAUGUAAUGUUUACAUGAUCUUGUUUUCUUAACUGUUAAACAGUUUAUAUACAUAUUUCUUUAUUUCUGUGUCAAGAAAGUUGUAUGUAUUCAGAACACUAUGAGGAGUAGCAUUCAGAAAACAAUUACACUUCUAUACUGUGGUGGUGCAACACUAAUUUACUUUUAAAUUAAAUUAAACAGGAACACAUUAGGUAAAUGGCAUUUAUGUCCUAUUUAAAAAAUGAAUUGCCAAGAAGCAAUCUAGAAAACAUUCUUUACUUAGUUAUUGUAAAAAUGAAUAAUACCAAACUUUAAUACUGCAUAAGUGUUCAAAUUUGAAAUAUAUUCUUUGAGAUGGCUUUAAAUUACUCUGUUUUGGGGAAAAUUAGAAUAAUAUGUUUUUUAAAAGAAAGUGCUGGUGUGUGAAAGACGUGCACUAUGACUGAUUAUGAACUAUCCAUUUGGAGUUUGAUAUCAAUAAAAAAACCUGACUUUAAAAUGUU